Messenger RNA from Bacillus rossius redtenbacheri, 3667 nucleotides. Its product is annotated as annexin B9-like. The record is from RefSeq and is a predicted model, not a curated record. Gene Ontology annotation, molecular function: calcium ion binding; calcium-dependent phospholipid binding. The coding region runs from base 376 to 1350 and encodes 324 amino acids. The transcript is spliced from 9 exons. Gene Ontology annotation, cellular component: cytoplasm. NCBI's taxonomy places the organism in Eukaryota, Metazoa, Arthropoda, Insecta, Phasmatodea, Bacillidae.
UUUAACAAUAAAUUAUUUUUCUAAACAGAAUAUCAAUGCCAAUUUUAACGAAACAUUCAUUAUUAAUAAUUCAAUUGCUGAAAUCAGUAGACAUUUAUUUAGUUUGCUAGUGGUUUUAAUUGUGUUAUAUUUUUUGAAACAUGUAAUUCCAAAGAGAAAUUUAUUGGUUCGUGUGUCGUCACUACAAUCUUCUAAAAAUAAACAUGACAUUUCAAGGUGACGUAUGCUGGUUGUCCGUGGAUGUGUCGAAACGAAACUAGCUGAGAAGUGAAAGGCUGGUACAUUUUCUCCGGCAGUUUUGAACUGUCAGUCAGUAGACGGUACCAAGUGGAAUUUCUAUUUUGCCAGUUCUAUAUUUGAAGAUCAGUCAUCCAAAUGGCUUCUCAGAAGUACUAUCCAUUCAAGUGCACGCCGACUGUGUUCCCCGCGGAGCCGUUUGACGCCAACGCGGACGCCGAGACGCUGAAGAAGGCGAUGAAGGGGUUCGGCGCCAAUGAGCAGGCGAUCAUCGACGUGCUGGCGCGGCGCGGCAUCGUGCAGCGGCUGGAGAUCGCCGAGGCGUUCAAGACUCUGUUCGGCAAGGACCUGGUGAAGGAGUUGAAGAGCGAGCUGGGGGGCAAGUUCGAGGACGUGAUGGUGGCGCUGAUGACGCCGCUGCCUCAGUACUACGCCAAGGAGCUGCACCACGCGGUCAGCGGCCUGGGCACGGACGAGGAGGCCAUCAUCGAGAUCCUGUGCACCCUCAGCAACUACGGCAUCAAGACCAUCUCCACCUUCUACCAGGACAUGUACGGCAAGUCUCUGGAGAGUGACUUGAAGGGCGACACUUCGGGCCACUUCAAGCGUCUGCUGGUGUCUCUGUGCCAGGCCAACAGGGACGAGAGCCAGACGGUGGACGCGGAGCUUGCGAGGGCAGAUGCCCAGGAGCUGUAUGCAGCCGGGGAGGCGAAGAAGUGGGGAACAGAGGAGUCGACCUUCAAUUCCAUCAUGGUGACGAGGAGCUACCAGCAGCUGAGGCAGACGUUUGCAGAGUACGAGUCGCUGUCGGGCCACGACAUAGAGACAGCCAUCAAGAAGGAGUUCUCCGGCAGCAUCCAGAAGGGCCUGCUGGCCAUUGUGAAGUGCGUGAAGAGCAAGGUGGGGUUCUUCGCCGAGCGACUGCACGACUCCAUGGCCGGCCUGGGCACCAACGACCGCACGCUCAUCCGCAUCGUGGUGUCCCGCUCAGAGAUCGACCUGGGCGACAUCAAGAAGGCCUUUGAGGAGAAGUACGGCAAGACCCUGGAGAGCUACAUUUCCGGGGACACCUCCGGGGACUACAAGAAAGUGCUGUUGACCCUGGUAGACUAGACCCCGCCCGCUCUGCUCCGUGCCCGCAGCCUCUGCUUUGUGUUCCUAGAGCGACCUCUCCGGGGACUACAAGAAGGUGCUGCUGGCACUGACGGCAUGACGGGCCAGGCCUGCCACCCCCGCCCCCCGCCGCGCGAGUUGUGCCUCCGCCGGAAAAAAUGUCACUUUACUUAUAUUUACAGAUACUCUUUGUGUUUCUGCAGGCUAGAUGUGUGUUUGUGGCAGGCUCGUGGUGGGAGUGCAAUUCAACUGUUCUGUAAACAUGUAGAAGCUCGUUAGUUAAUCCACUGCUAGUUACAAUCGGCAAUGUUUAGGCUGUGAUGGUAAACACAUUCGGGUACAAACACGUGCAGUAUGGACCUUUGAAGGUUUCUGACACUCAAAGACAGGUUUAUACUUUUUAAUAAGGCUUUGCGCUUGGAACAGAUCUUUGUACAAACCUUGAAAUCAAUUUUUUUGUUUCACAGAUAAAUUGUAAAAGAUAGGCUGUUUUUUUUUUAAAAAAGUUUUCUUAAUUGAUUUGAACAUGAGAAUUGCAAGAACAGUAUUGUUAGUUUUUCUGGUAACAUUUAUGUUUAGUUAAAUUUGUAGCAUUGAAAAUUCCUGGGGUGUCUGUAACCCGCAGUUCGGAUUUUGUAAAAUUAGUGGUGAUCAUGGAUAGUUGUAGUAAGAUAGAAAAAAAUAUCUACAGGUUGGAAGUUAUUUUGAAUCAUGGAACUACAUAGUACUUGUUUACCAGAACUUUUGAGAUGUGCUCCCUUUACAUAUCUUAUGGCUUGCAACAACAUUUAUUGUUCCAAAUGUCUACAAGAGGGCCUAAGUGUCACACAUUGCUUGGAAUAUAGAUCUGUGGUUCCCUGUUAAUUGAUUGCUUUCCACCGCUAACACUUGUUUAUCGAGAAAGGUACACAUACUGCUAGAAAUUUGUGGGCAUUAGUUGGGACAGAAACUGUUUGCAUGUUCAGCAGGACAGACUUAAAAGUUCAUAUUAUUCAUGAAGUUGAUGGAAGUAUGCCUACAUUUUAAUUCUUUCCUGCCUGUGAAUGAGUGUUCAGAAUUUGUCUGUUCCUGGCUGUCAGUGUGUUAAAAGGGUUGUCUAUCAAAGUUUUUAGUGUUGGGGCAGGUUGCUUUUCUAUGGAGUUCUUGUAGCAUAACUGAUAUUUCAAAAUGCAUUUCUUUCAGGGCUUCUUUGGGUGCUCAUAUCUUGUGAUAACAAUGAGAUUGCUUCUUUAGAGCAAAUUAAAUAACGAAUCUCGGCGGGUGUAGCAUUAGAGAUAGGGUGUGAACAGAACUGUUGAAAGUUUCCUUUUUAACUUGUGCUUGUGCUAUACUAAGGUCACUAUACGUAUGUAUUUUGACAAAAUUGAUGCUAAAGUAUACUGUAUAGAAAAAAAAAAGUCAUAGGUUGUGAAGAUGUGCAUUUGUAAGCUACGACUGUUUGAUCAUACCCUGCCUAGCGAUAAUCAUUUUGAAAAUAUUUUUGAUGUUUUUCAGAUACUGUUUUUUUAUAUGUAUGUAUCAUGGUAACUAAAUGCUGAUAGUGAGCAAAGUUGUUAGACAAAGAAUUUGCUGCUGUUUUUCGAAACCCCUGGCUUAGAAUAUGUAAAGGCACAUGUUUCGUGUUUAUUCCUGUCAUGGCCUCACUCUCUGUAACAGUUUUAGUACUGGCAAUGCUAACAAAGGGACUAACCGAAAUACAUAGUUAAGUUUUGGGCAUGAUGAAUGAUUUGUGUAGUUUCACACUUAUAAAUCUCUCAAGAUAAAAGGUAAUUUAUUUGCAACUAAGGUUCUUAAUUUUAUUUGUAGUUAUGUGAUACUGUAAAGGGUUGUGAUUCAGGAUAUUUUGCUCUUUGAGAUAAAAUAUGUCAAUUUGGACGUUAGUCAAGUGAUUUUGAAUUAAAAAAGAGAUUGUUUAAAGAACACAAUUGAACACCAUUACUAUAGAAAAAUUUUUUGUCAAUAUUUGAACUGUUUAGGUGUGUUCUUGGCCAUUGCUAUUGUGUAUUGAAAAUAGCUUUGUGUGUUCCUACACCAUGAUGCUUCAACGUAUUGCAAAGCUUCCAUUUGGCCAAUUUGUCAUUCAUAGUUUCUAUAAUUUCAGGGAUUUUUCAAUGAAACUAAUGCAUUCUCUUUGCUUACACGGAAAUAAACAAUGCUGGAAGAGAGAUACAAUAGCAUUCCUGUCUGCCUAUUACAAAAAGACUGCAGAGUUUUUUGACACUGAUUUGAAUCUACUUUUUUUAUCAUAUAUAUAUUUGUCCACAUUACUGUAAGAAUUGAAAAUAAACAGUGUAAUAAAAUUCUAUGUUUCCAUUAA